ACGCUCAAAAUCACUAUAAAUAUCAGCAAUACCAGACCUUGAACCAUAACUCAAAAGUAUCAUCAAAUCACUGAUACCAAAUCACAAAUUGUUGUUCAAAGCCUUCUUUCUGUGUUCACUUAGCACUAGCACAAUGGCGGAUCAGUACCAGAAAGAGACCAAAGAGAACCAUGCAGCAGCAAAGGUGGAAGAAGAGCCUGCUACUGGCUGUGGGAUGUUUGAUUUCUUGAAGAAGAAGGAAAAUGAGAAGCCCCAACCUGAAGAACACAAACACACCACGGCUGAAAAGCUCCACCAUCAUGAUGGCAACGACUCUAGCUCGUCUAGCAGUGACGAAGAAGGUGGGGAGAAGAAAAAGAAGGGACUGAAAGGUAAGAUCAAGGAGAAGAUCGCCAGCAAAAAGAACGAGGAAGAUCACCAUUCACCGAUUCCCGCUGCAAAGAGCAAUGAUAUCGAGAGUGGAGUUUCAAAUGGUCAGGAGAAGAAGGGAUUCAUAGAGAAAAUAAAAGAGAAGCUUCCUGGACAGCACAAGGAAGCUGAAGCCGGUGCUCCUCCUGAGUAUCAUUCUCCACAUGAAGGUGAGCCAAAGGAGAAGAAAGGAAUUAUGGAGAAGAUUAAGGAGAAGCUCCCUGGUGGUAACAAAAAUGAAGAGGAGAAGCCCAAGGAGUACUAA
Fragaria vesca subsp. vesca is the source of this 673-nucleotide messenger RNA. Its product is annotated as dehydrin COR47-like. The transcript is spliced from 2 exons. The record is from RefSeq and is a predicted model, not a curated record. Lineage: Eukaryota; Viridiplantae; Streptophyta; Magnoliopsida; Rosales; Rosaceae. Gene Ontology annotation, biological process: response to water. Gene Ontology annotation, cellular component: membrane. Bases 134 to 673 code for a protein of 179 amino acids.